UCACCUGUCAGCAUCAACAUGAAGUCAAGGUCAGAUCCAGUCAUGUUCGUGAUUCUUCUGAUUGCAUCAAUGUUUAGCCAAGGUCUCGUAACGGUGAGCUAUGGAAAGGAUUUCAUCACAGCAUUUCCAGAGAACGUGGGUUACUUCUACCCAUACACUUUAAUUAAAAGUCUAAGAGUCACUGCCCUCCAUAACGACACUACCUUCACUGUCCACUUCAACAACACACAAAAAACAUCAUCAGUUCUGGAGAGUGGCGAAACUGCAAAUGUGUCAAUUCCAAAAACUGCUGAAGUACAUCAACUAGGCUCCUCCAGUAACUCUAUCCGAAUUACCAGUGAAAAAGACAUCGUAGUACAAUCUUUCAGUCAGACAAAUAUAGGUACCCUUCCAGAGAAAAGUGUCCAGACCAGUGUUGUUCAACCCAUCACAAAUCUUGGCAAACAAUAUUUGAUCCCUUUGCUGAACCACUCAGACCUUAUCCAAACGUUCAGCGGAUCCCCGGCACCCCUCUGGUCCCAAAGAUACGGCUCGUUCAAGCUGAUCAUCAUCAAUGCAGAGGACACAAAAAACAUGGUCACGAUAUUCCGGAACAUUUCAGCCAGCGUUCAAGAACAAAAAUUCUGGAUCUCAUCAUACCAGCUCAUCCAGUUGCAGGCCAAUGCUUCACUGUUCAAGGUUAAAUCUAGCCAUAAAGUUGCAGUGAUUCUGACUCAUCCAUGUCUAGAAAUGACAGCCUGUAAAUGCAACAUGAUAGUGAAUCAGAUUCUUCCUACAGAAUUUCAUGGUCAGAACUUUGUUGUGCCGUACAUUCCAGGUAUAACCCAGAGCCGCUUGCUUAUUACAUCAAAUGACAAGUCCACUUCUCUAUCUCACAGUAAUGUUCAGUUACAGCCUAGUCCAUCAGGGCUUCUGUCACUUUCAGAUCAGACGAAAUCUCAGUACGUAAAUGCAUCGGGAAACGUGUCCCUCACACUGAUCAGUUCAGGUCUUUUCAUUGAAGUGAUCCCAGAAAACAUGUUUGCUGCCUGCUAUCUGCUACAGGUCUAUUCAGACAUCAGCGGCUCUAAGAAAGCUAUAGUGAUAGCAGAAACUAGCAGCAAAACUAAUCUACACAAACAAAACAGUCCCAUUACAAAUGCUAAGUGGACUGAGAUUACCGGCACAAAAUACUCUUCAGCUAUAAUACCUUUAACAGAGCAAUAUACCUUCAUCUGGCAUCCAUCUUCAAAGAUUGCCGUUUAUAUACUGGAAAACACUGACACGACAGUUUAUGGAGGACCACCUAUACCUAUAAAUACACAACCAGAUGAGUUCGGCUGUGUGGUGAUUCCUGGACAGUUUGAAGUGGAAAGUGAGCCUCUUAGUUGGACUGAGUCCCUGGCUCACUGCACGAGUCUUCAAAAACACCUCGCCUGUCCUACAACGGAAGAUAUUCAGAUGGAGUUAGCCAAUACGGUUAACACAACAGAGGAGGGUUGGAUUGGACUACGACGUAGUCUGAUGACCACAGACUGGUACUGGCAGAGGCAAACGCCAUCAUCAACAUCAUCAUCAUCUGUGGAUUACGUUCACUGGGCUGAGGGGCAUCCACAGGAGAUUUUGAAAGGGCUUUGUGCAUCAUUGUUACUGAAUCAGGAUGAUGAGUAUAAAUGGAAAAGUGCAAAAUGCUGCGAGAAAAAGCGUCCUGUCUGCUACAAACCCCCAAUAUACUUUAAUCCAUUAUCCGUAUGUGACCCCAUCUGUCAAAACACUGUUUUGUGAUGUACUGUUUUCCAUAAAAAAAUAACCCAACAUAAUGUAAAGAACAUUGUGUGGAAAUAUAAUGGAUAAUAUAAACAUAAGUUCUUAUAACAUAAGAUAAAAUCUAACUUUGAUGCUCAUUAUCUCAUAAUCAGAUUUUAAAAUCUUAGUCUGGGUCACAUGUAUAACUUUAAUUUUUUCUGUGUUUUCUCUAGCAUCGCAAUAAUAUUUUUGUCUUGUAGUACCUGAUGGGAGACAAUUAUAUUAAUACAAUUUGCCUUAGUGCAGUAAUCAUAAUGUUAUUAAGAAGUACAUUUGUAAUGCAUGUGCAUAGAGGUUUUCUUAAUUAGCUUCAAAAUAUAAAACAAAACAGGUCUUAAUAAUAGUGUGAAAGCAGAUUUCUAAACUAUACUCAAAUAGUUGAGCUUUCUUCAUAAGGCAUCUACCAAGCAUCCAUUUUCGUUUCAAAAACUAUUUGCCUAAUAGUCUGUUAAUAAACUUUUUCUCUAACCCAAACCAUCUACAGAUUCACAGCACUCUUCUUACAGAAAUCUGAGCUACAUUUUAAAUGAAUAUAUGUUCCUCAUAAACCACAAGAAGUUUGCUUAUUUAGUCAGGUAACGCAAGUAGAAAAAAGUUGGCACGUUCCAGCUCCAAAUGUAUAGAAGUAUUUAUAGCAUGUUCCUCUUUUACAUCCAUGGAAAAAAAUUAAGAGACCAUUCAAAAUUAUUUUCAGUUCUUCCUGAUAUACUAUUUAUAGGUAUGCAUUUAGGUAAGGUAAAAUUAUUUUUGUUUUAUUCUUUGAACUACUAACAAUAUUUCUCCCAAGUUUCAAAUGAAAAUAUUGUUUCUAUUUGCAGAAAAUGAAAACUGGAGGACCAGGCCCAAUUUUUUUUUAAAGAUGCUCUUGUUUUUCAGACCUUAAAUACUGCAAAGAAAACAAGUUCACAUUCACUUAUAAGCAAUACAACAGUAAUAUUUGUACUGUUUUUAGGAAAUGCCAAAAAUAAUUUGUUCAUGUGAUAACCUCAAUUUUUAUCACAGUUUUCAUGUGUCUCGUCAUGCUGUCGGUCGUUCACAUUGCUGUUGGAUGACUUUGUCACUCCUGAGGUUUGAUUUUGUCAAAAUUCAACAGACACUGAACUGGAAUGGCCACAAAGCAUCUAGAAAUGCUGAUUAAAUUGAAAUUUGGAAUUUCUCUUCACUUUUCCCACGGCUGUAUUUAGUCACUAGUCAUAAUAGAUUAUGUUUAUUAGUAGUGUAUGUGUCUUUUACACUGGGGUUUUGAUUCUGUAAAGCUGCUUUAAAACAAUACAUAUUGUAAAAAUCAU
This is a messenger RNA of Triplophysa rosa, 3074 nucleotides long. RefSeq lists its product as uncharacterized. The record is from RefSeq and is a predicted model, not a curated record. Lineage: Eukaryota; Metazoa; Chordata; Actinopteri; Cypriniformes; Nemacheilidae. The transcript is spliced from 4 exons. Bases 19 to 1764 code for a protein of 581 amino acids.